Penicillium taxi is the source of this 1635-nucleotide messenger RNA. RefSeq lists its product as uncharacterized. The record is from RefSeq and is a predicted model, not a curated record. Lineage: Eukaryota; Fungi; Ascomycota; Eurotiomycetes; Eurotiales; Aspergillaceae. The transcript is spliced from 3 exons. The coding region runs from base 1 to 1635 and encodes 544 amino acids.
AUGGCUAUUUUACAAUACUUCUUGUUUCUGACCCUGGCUUGUGCGGACUCUCUGGUGGUCAACUUGGGCUAUGCGAGUUACCAGGGUCACUCGACCGAUAAUGAAAUAUCCCAGUGGCUAGGAUUGCGCUAUGCAGCUCCGCCGGUGGGAAACUUGCGCUUUGCAGCGCCACAAGAUCCCCCAGUUGUAACUGGUGUACAACAAGCUAAUAAUUACGGCCCCCUCUGCAUCCCAGUGGCUAAGAGCUUAAACUCACCUAUACCAAGCGGUAAUUCCGAAGAUUGUCUAUUCUUGGAUGUCUUUGCUCCAACAGAUGCAUUUACUUCUGGCAAGAAACUUCCCGUGUUCUUCUGGAUCCAGGGAGGGGGGUUUGCGGAGUUAUCCAAUCCUAACUAUAGCGGAGCUGGCUUGGUUGAAGCCUCUGAUAAUAACAUUGUUGUUGUGAUGCUUAACUACCGUGUUGGUCCUUAUGGAUUCCUUGCUGGAGAAGAAGUUGAGCAGGGAGGUAGCCUGAACAAUGGUCUGAAAGAUCAGCUUAAGGCAUUGAAAUGGGUGCAGAAGCAUAUCAGCAAGGUACAUUAUACCACUACCCACUUUGGUGGUGAUCCCAACCACGUUGUUAUAGGCGGUGACAGUGCAGGAGGAGCAUCUGUGACUCUUCUGCUAUCGGCAUAUGGAGGGCGCAAUGAUGGACUCUUCAUCGGGGCAGCAGCAGAGUCACAGAGCUUCGGCACAGUCCUCAACGUCACAGAAAGCCAAUUCGCAUAUAACAGGCUAGUACAACGUACUGGUUGCCAAGACAAGUCAGACACCUUAGCAUGUCUGCGCAGUCUAGACAUCAGCGCCCUCCAAGGACAGAACAUUGUGACACCAUUCCCAGGAGCAGCAGGUGACCCUCUAUACCUUUACGGCCCAACAAUCGAUGAUGACGUAGUCCACGAUCACACAUAUUCACUUUUCGAACAAGGCAAAUUCAUAAAAGUGCCCGUGAUAUUCGGCGACGACACAAACGAAGGCACGAUCUUCGUCUCCAGAUCCACCGCCAGCGUCGAGGACGCCGACCAGUUCAUCAAAGACCAGUACCCCAUCAUGACAGAUGACCAGUUAUACAAAAUCAACGCCAUGUAUCUCACGCCAGACGAUACAGAAACAUACCCCGACGCUGGUCCAUACUGGCCACCAGCCAGCACCGCCUACGGGGAACUGCGCUACAUUUGCCCAGGAAUACACAUGUCAUCAAUAUAUGCAGCAGCCGGCGUGCCAAAUUGGAACUACCAUUACGCAGUAGUUGAUCCAGACGCAGCAGCAUCUGGAACGGGGACGUCUCAUACCGUUGAAGUGAAUGCCAUCUGGGGACCAGACUAUGUCAGCGGUGUCCCUCCUACUUCAUAUUACACUACCAAUGCGGGAAUUGUUCCCAUCGUACAGGGUUACUGGACUAGUUUCAUCCGAUCUCUUAACCCUAAUACGUAUCGGGAUGCUUCUAGUCCUGAGUGGAAAGCUUGGGGCGAGGGCGAUGAUGCGUAUAAGCGGAUAUUUCUUCGGACUAAUGAGACUCGUAUGGAGAAGGUAUCACAGGAGCAGAAUGAUCGUUGUAAUUAUUUGAUUGGGAUUGGGAUUGAGUUGAGACAGUAG